This is a messenger RNA of Effrenium voratum, 626 nucleotides long. The record is from the annotation of a GenBank genome assembly. NCBI's taxonomy places the organism in Eukaryota, Dinophyceae, Suessiales, Symbiodiniaceae.
UGAACCAGAUCCAUAUCUCCUUUUUUGCGGAGCUGCAUGCGCCACUCAGCGCACAGUGUCAUCAGCUUCCCAUGGUGAAGGAUGCGUGGGCUGCUGGCGCAGAUGCUGCAGGCAACACUUCCCGGGAGCUCCGCUUCUUCUCUCGCAGCUAUGGCGAGAAAGAGAAGGAGGAGGAGGGGAAGCCCCAGGCCCACACGCUGGCUCAUGAUGAGAACGGCCUGCCACUGAAGCUGAAGCUGGAACAGAAGUUCCUGACCUCCAGCGUGCUGAUGGGCAAAUCCAGGAGAAAUCCCAUUACGGGCGAGAUCUCUCUGGAAAAGCCUCCGAGCUAUCCGAACUUCCAGAUUGUGGAUCUCGCCGGCCGGGACGUGCUGCCCAAAAGCAGGCGUGUGCUGGAAACAGAUCCCUACCUCUUCAAGGUCAUCCCACUGAUGUACAGGACCUGGCUCUACCAGUGCCAUUUCCUGAAGCCCGAGAGCAUGGGGCGUGGCUUUGGCAGCGCAUUUUUUUUUCUCGACAAGCGACUCGAGCGAGCGGUUCGCCGGCUGGGUGUUUGGGGCCAAUCGAGCGAGUGAGCCGCCGGGGGUGGGGAUUUUGGGGCCACUCGUUUUUGGCAGCGCUUGGAC